Colletotrichum chrysophilum is the source of this 1200-nucleotide messenger RNA. RefSeq lists its product as uncharacterized. The transcript is spliced from 3 exons. The record is from RefSeq and is a predicted model, not a curated record. NCBI's taxonomy places the organism in Eukaryota, Fungi, Ascomycota, Sordariomycetes, Glomerellales, Glomerellaceae. Gene Ontology annotation, molecular function: monooxygenase activity; oxidoreductase activity, acting on paired donors, with incorporation or reduction of molecular oxygen; heme binding. Bases 1 to 1200 code for a protein of 399 amino acids.
AUGAGCGGCUGCCGGAUCCACUACGUGCAUGCUCUGCAUUCCCGCUACGGACCCAUCGUCAGGAUAUCGCCGUUUCAAGUUGCCGUUGCAGACCCCGAAGGAUUUACCGCCAUCCACCGCAUUGGGUCGGGUUUCGUUAAGACCCAAUGGUACGAGGACUUCUCCGGCGGAUCCGGUAUUGGUAUUGGGGUCUUCGCCAUGACAGACACGAAGAGACAUGCAGCGCGACGCAAGUUGUUCGCUCGCGCUUUCUCCACUGCCAACAUCCGACAAAAUUGCGAAUCAGUUGUGAGAGAGAAGGUGGUCAAAGCUGUCGACAGAAUCAAGGCUGAGGCAUUGAAUGGUUCUGCAGACGUGCUCCACUGGUGGCUGCUCAUGGCCUCGGAUGUCAUCGGUCAGCUGGCGUUUGGAGAGUCAUUUGAGCUUCUCGAGAGUGGCAAGAAAAACGACUACAUCGAAACGCUCCACAUGGCCGCGAUUAGCGCAACAGUCAGCUAUGAGCUGCCCUGGCUUCACAAAAUAUCUGGAUAUAUCCCCAUUCAAGUAUUGCAGAGGGUUCUCAACUCUGGCAAUAAAGUCAGUGAAUAUGGAGGCCGGGCUGUCUCCAACUUGAUGAGACACAGAGACAACAAGGCAAACAUCUUCGCAAAUAUGCUGGCUGAGUGCGACGCCAACGAGAAAGUAGAUCUUACGCCGCAAGACAUCAGGAUCGAGGCCAACAACUUUAUAUUCGCAGGUGCCGACACUACAUCAUCGACACUAACCUACCUCGUCUGGGCUGUGCUCAAGAGACCUGAUCUCCAAGCUCGACUGGAAGAGGAGGUAGCGGCGGUUGAGGAGUCGUUGCUGCUGGAAGAUGCUUUUCUGGAGAAGUUGCCCCUCCUGAACGCGGUUGUCGAGGAGACUUUGCGGCUCUACACUGCUUUACCAAGCAAUCUGUCGCGCGUAGUCCCUUCAAAAGGCACAACUCUGGGAGGCUAUUUCAUCCCGGCCGGUUUGCAGGUUGAGACACAAGCAUUUACCCUUCAUCGAAACGCCGAGAUCUGGCCCGAGCCACUCAAGAUGGGUGCCGCAUUGUUGUUCAGAAAGUGCCCUGGCUUGAAGCUUUCGGCAUCAAUGAAGGAUUCCAUGAUGGAUAUGGAGAACUUCUUCAUUAUUGCGCCCGUUGGCCACCAGUGUGAUGUCACGCUUGACGCUUGA